AUGGAAAACGAAGACGACAAACUCAGCGCGGAGUACUCCUGCUCCCUACAUUCAAAAAAUCGAGAAACAGCUGGAGAUGAAUUCGAUGCAAAAGUGGAGCAAAUUUAUAAAGAUUUGAAGGAUUCUUCAAUUGAACGAAAAGAAGAUAUUUCGUAUAAACCGAAUGGAGAACUCACUCAAAUUGACAUUUGGGGACCGGAGAACGCGCAGAAGGUGUUCAUCAUGAUCCACGGAGGAUACUGGAUGGUGGUUGUUGGUGUUGCACAAAGCCUCGGGUAUACUGUAGUGAGUAUUGGAUAUGACUAUGCCAACAAGAACCAUACAUUGAGGCAGACCAUACAAGAAGCAAUCGAUGGAGUUCGGUUCGCUUUGGAUAGAUUCGAAAACGCAAAGAAGGUGGUGAUUGGUGGUCAUUCUGUUGGAGCCCAUUUAGCGUUCCAAGCCGUCACCCGUAUACAAGAUCUACGAAUCAGUGGUGCUUUCUUGAGUGCCGGAAUUUAUAAACUCCACGAACUGGUUAACACGAAGUAUGGUCGUGAUUUGGCAUUGACUCCGGAAGAAGCUGAUUUAUGUAGUUGUGAUUAUGACCUUCUUAAAACUGUCAAAUUCCCUAUUCUUAUUGCUAACUGCAAAUUGGAAUCGCCAAAGCUAUUCCAGCAAAAUGUGGAGUUCUCUCAACUGGUAAAAAACGCUCAAUACAAGGAAUAUGCCGGAGAGGAUCACUUCUCUAUUUUGACAGAGCUCACGAACGAGAACAGCGUGGUGCACAACGACUUUUACAAAUUUCUUCAUUCUAUUUGA
Messenger RNA from Caenorhabditis briggsae, 801 nucleotides. The transcript has 5 exons. Gene Ontology annotation, molecular function: hydrolase activity. The record is from RefSeq and is a predicted model, not a curated record. Bases 1 to 801 code for a protein of 266 amino acids. NCBI's taxonomy places the organism in Eukaryota, Metazoa, Nematoda, Chromadorea, Rhabditida, Rhabditidae.